Molecule: messenger RNA, 1083 nt
Organism: Manihot esculenta (cassava)
Lineage: Eukaryota; Viridiplantae; Streptophyta; Magnoliopsida; Malpighiales; Euphorbiaceae
Product: peptidyl-prolyl cis-trans isomerase FKBP17-2, chloroplastic
Exons: 3
Coding region: 181-936 (251 amino acids)
Cellular component (GO): chloroplast
Molecular function (GO): peptidyl-prolyl cis-trans isomerase activity
Source: RefSeq, a predicted model, not a curated record
CAGCCAAACAGCUUCAUAAAAAGGUUUAGAAAGUGAGAGGAAGAGACCCCAUCAUUUAAAAUCCAUCACAUGCAUGGAUAAGGUAGGGACCAGCUACUGCUAUGUUAUUUCAAAGAUAAUCAUCUUUUUCUAUCUCACAUCCUAAUAUCUACAGAAAGAAACUAUCAAUAAGCCUGAAAGAUGGCUACCUUGUUUGGCUCUCCACCAUUCCUCUCUCACCCGUUAACCAGAACUAAUCACAUCUCUUCCUCGUCACAAACGCCGCCGCCUCCAUCCACUCCACCUUCACAACCACAACCUCCACCGUCGCCGCAGCUAAGCACGAGCUUAUCUGAGCAGCCGACACCAGUCUUCUCUGCUAAAGUGCAAGAACAGAAGAAAUCUACCAAAGUUGAAAGCACUGACUGGAUAGCUUCCACAUUAACAAGGCGUUUUGGUCUUGGUGCUGGCCUUGCUUGGGCUGCUUUUCUUGCAGUUGGUGUGGUCUCUGAACAGAUUAAGACCCGACUUGAAGUCUCCCAACAAGAAGCAAAUACAAGAGAUGUAGAGAAGGAAGAAGAGGUGUUAUUGCCUAAUGGCAUAAGGUACACUGAGUUGAGAGUUGGUGGUGGAGCUUCUCCAAGGGCAGGGGAUUUGGUGGUGAUUGAGCUAAAGGGAAAAGUAGAAGAAAGUGGAAAAGUGUUUGUUGAUACAUUUGGAGAGAAGAAGCCUUUGGCUCUGGUAAUGGGUUCAAGGCCUUACAGUAAAGGAAUAUGUGAAGGUAUAGAAUAUGCACUGAGAAGUAUGAAGGCAGGAGGAAAAAGGAAAGUUAUAGUUCCAGCUAAUUUAGGGUUUGGAGAGAAUGGUGCUGAUUUAGGUCCUGAUGUGCAAAUUCCACCAUUUGCUACUCUUGAGUAUAUUGUUGAGGUUGAGAGAGUUUCCAUUGCACCUGCAUGAUUUUUUUUUCUUUUUCUUUUUCUUUUUCACCAAACAUCUCUGAGAAAAUACUUAUCAUUUUAAGAAUAUAUUUUCUCUAUAUUUCAUGAAUAUAGAGAAUGGUAGAAUUUCUCAAAAAUUUAUAUAUAUAGUUGCUUUUCUUUUUUA